AUGCUGAGCAAAGAAGCUUUUGACAAAUCUAUCUAUCUAUCUAUCUAUCUAUCUAUCUAUCUAUCUAUCUAUCUAUCUAAUGUUAACUGUACAAUUCGAAACAGUGGUCAACAAUUUGUUAUUUUUAUAAUUCCCUACCACCACAUUUCAUCCGUUUGUAAUUUCCUUUAUUGUUUCCUUUCCAUUUCUUCUUCUUUUUCUUUCCAUUUUUCGCAUCGUCGAGGUUUUUCACUUUCUCUUUCAUCAUCUUUCUGUUCUUCCUCUUCGUCACUUUUCUCUCUCUUCCUUUAUCAUUUCCGUUUUCUGUCCAUUUUUUUUUUUAAUUCUUUCUAUUUUCUUUCCUUCUUUCUCUUCGGAUAUUGCCUUUUCUCAUUUUAUUCUUUCAUUUCUUUUUUUUUAAGUUCAUUCCUCUUUUCAUCCCCUACUUUUUCCUCGUGUUUCAUUUCUCCUUUCUUUUCUUCCAACAUUCAUUUCAUCGUUUCCUUGUUUUUUUUCUCUCUCUCUUUUAUAUUUUCUCUCUUUUCAUACAUAUGA
Acanthosepion pharaonis is the source of this 534-nucleotide messenger RNA. The record is from the annotation of a GenBank genome assembly. Lineage: Eukaryota; Metazoa; Mollusca; Cephalopoda; Sepiida; Sepiidae.